This is a messenger RNA of Tarenaya hassleriana, 1870 nucleotides long. Its product is annotated as pre-mRNA-processing factor 39-like. Gene Ontology annotation, molecular function: protein binding. The record is from RefSeq and is a predicted model, not a curated record. Gene Ontology annotation, cellular component: commitment complex; U2-type prespliceosome; U1 snRNP. Gene Ontology annotation, biological process: mRNA 5'-splice site recognition; RNA processing. NCBI's taxonomy places the organism in Eukaryota, Viridiplantae, Streptophyta, Magnoliopsida, Brassicales, Cleomaceae.
ACUGCGUUAAUGGUGGGUUCUUGUUCCUUUCUCGUUGACUCUAACGCGGUUUGUGAAGAAUUUUUGGAGGAGCUCUGUUCAUCCUGAAUGAAACCCAUGGAAGGAUCCUUAAUCUGCUUCGCAAUCUUCUGGGCUUUUCCCAUUUCUUCAGUUUCUGCUGAUCACACCAACUUCAUCUCCAACCGCUCUCCGACCCAAAAAUCCCAAGACCCAUCUCGGAUCUUCUCCCAAAAUCUCAAAGAGAGCGUCGAUAAUGCCUCUUUGGUCAACGAGGAAGUCGUAGGAGCGGGUACUUGGAAGAGAUUUCUGGAAAUUUGAUGUUUUUCUGGAUGUCAUUGUCGGAAUUAGAGCCCCCGAUCUUCUAUGGUUUUGUGCGUUUAGUUUUAUUCUUUGUCCUGACGAAGACGUCAUUAACGCUUCUUACAGUUCCUAUGUAAAAACUCGAGCUUAACUUCAGACAUGAAGUUCUUCGAUUACCUGUCUCAGCUAUGACAGAACCUGUUAUUUCCUCCGAAGAGGAGCGACUAUGGAAUAUCGUAGAAGCAGAUUCCGCAGAGUUUGAUGCAUGGAUUGCCCUAAUCGAUGAGACAGAAAAGGUGGCUGAGUUUCCUUUGUGCUAUGGGUACUGGAGAAAAUAUGCUGAUCACGAGGCUCGGUUGGGGGAAACGGGCAAAGUUAUCGCGGUUUACGAAAGAGCAGUGCAGUUUUAAGGAACUAGCCGAAGUGAGGCCUCUGUCUGAGCUGAGUUCUGCGGAGGAAACUGCUGACUUUAUUGAUUCCGAGGAGGUGAAAAAAUAUGUUGCCAUCAGAGAACACAUGUACAAGAAAGCUAAAGAAUUUGAAUGUAAGAUCAUUGGCUUUGAAAUGGCUAUAAGGAGACCUUAUUUUCAUCCAAGGCCUCUGGAUAUCGAGGAGCGUGAGAAUUGGCAUAACUAUCUGGAUUUCAUUGAAAACGAAGGUGACUUCAAUAAGGUGGUUAAGUUGUAUGAAAGAUGUUUGAUUGCGUGUGCAAAUUAUCCUGAAUUCUGGAUGUGGUAUGCAUCAUGCGCGGAAGAGAAUGGACGUAUGGAUCUAGCAGAAAAUGCCCUUGCUCGAGCAACUCAAAUCUUUGUCAAGAGAGAUCCUCGGAUUCACAUUUUUGCUGCUCGAUUUAAAGAGCGGAAUGAUGACAUAGCUGGUGCAAGAGCUGCAUAUCGACUUGUGUACUCUGAAAUUGCACCUGGAUUUUUUUCUGAAGCCACUGCUGGUGCAAGAGCUGCAUAUCGACUUGUGUACUCUGAAAUUGCCCCUGGUUUUUUUUCUGAAGCCACUAUUAGACAUGCGAACAUGGAGCAUCGGCUGGGGAACUUGGAUUAUGCCUUCUCUCUAUAUGAACAAGCAACUGUGAUCGAAAAAGGGAAGGAGCAUUCGUCAAUUCUACCGGUUCUGUAUGUUCACUGUGCGAGGUUUUCAUUCUUGGUUUCGGGUGAUGCCGAGGAAUCAAGGAGGAUUCUCGUUGAAGCACUUGAACACUCACAACAACCUUCAUCAUUACUCUUACAGGCAUUGUUGCACUUUCAGACAAUUCAACCAACAGAGAGACCAAGUGGGUAUUUAGAGCCGCUUCUUGGAGAAUUUAUAAUGCAAAGUGAAGAUAUACCCAAAACGUUUAUAGGUCUGCUGAAUGGGGAGAACUAAUUAUGCUUUGUAUGGGGAAAAAAAGACUGAAGCUUUUUUCAGAUUUGGUUUAUAGAAGUAUUCUUCCAUAAGCGUCUCUAAUAAUGUGUAAUGAAAACAAUUAAAACACAGCUAACUAAGCCAUUGAUGAGAUGUAAAUAAAGACAAGGACUUGGGUUCCAUUAGACAAUGUCGGUGGUGGCAAUGGCAUUAA